Messenger RNA from Pocillopora verrucosa, 1260 nucleotides. RefSeq lists its product as uncharacterized. NCBI's taxonomy places the organism in Eukaryota, Metazoa, Cnidaria, Anthozoa, Scleractinia, Pocilloporidae. The record is from RefSeq and is a predicted model, not a curated record.
CAACUCAGAUGAGUUUGACGUUCGGAAGAGUUACUUCGAUUUAUCAACUAUGGGAAAGUUUCUAUGCGGCAGCGUUUUACGAAUAAUCGCUCUGCAUAUUGCACUCUGUGGCUUGGGAGUGUCAAUGUUUUCAAUUUACUAUCAAAUUCAAUUUGUUAAAUGGCUUAAGCCUCUCGAAGAGAUCUACACCAGGGACUUUCCAUUCACCAGAGACUCAUUUGAAGAGUAUUAUAAAUUGAGCCGAGCCUAUAUCGCUUUUAAAGCAAUUACCUUGUUGGUCAACUUGUUGCUGCUGGUAUCUAUUGCCUUGAAGAACCAAUAUUUGGCAAUAACCUGGCUUGCGUGGGGCAUUAUCGACGUUCUUUUCAUGUUAGCACUGUUGUUUUACUGCAUUUCUGAAUGGAAACUGCAACACCGUUACUUGGUUGGGAUACUCGCAUGGUGCGUCAUUAAGAUUUUCUUCAUCUUCGUGAUGUGUGCAUAUAUUGCGUUCCUUCGUAAAGAACUCUUAGCUCAGGAUAUGGAAAUACGAACUGUUACUUGUGCUGAUAUCCAUGGCAAUCAAACUCAAACGGUUGACAUGGGACAUCUUUUCCAAUACGCGGCUCCGUGCCAGGCCUCUGUGACGUCAAAGUCUGACGUAAGAUACCCUCCCUUACAAGCCGCACCACACAAUACUGUGACGUCUUAUGAUGGCUUAUUGCUACCUGAAACGAUGCAAGUUGACGAAAGAAAUCUUUCUGCAUCAGCGGCACCGGACAAAACUACUGUGACGUUACUUUAAGGCGUAGAAUAUCCACUUCGAGACGUCGUAAGAUGAGAGUAGCACCCGUCAAGGUUUCUGUGACGUCUGCCGGUCUUGCAUGACGUCACGGCUAGCAAGCAUAACUAACUUAAGAAUUUGCUGAUUACCGCUGGUGAUGUUUUAUUUUGCCUGAACAAAAUAGAUAGGGCAAGCUACUCUUUUGAGUUAUUCAUUUUACCUCUAAACGUAGCGUUAGGAAUAACUUAUUGCACACCUUUUCCAUAAGAGCUGGAAGGCUUCAACAAGAUACGGUAGCAAAUUAAGGAAACCGAUGGAUGUUAAUAACAAUAACACAAGCGUCCAAAGGGUUGGCGCAAAUGAAAGACUCGUGUACGUUAUACUGGGAGACUUAGGUGUCUGUGGCUAGGUAGGACUAUGAAUAUAAAUAAUCCUAAAUUAUGUUACCAAAUGGUUAUGUAUUGUUAUUAAAUUAAAGGCGGCUGGAUAGGAAACCC